AUGGAGAAGCUGCUUGUUGAUAAAGUGAUUACAUUGAAGAAUCUGAGAGAAAGAGGAAAUCGUCAUCUGGGUCUUGCCGAAGACAAGGAGCUUGUGGUGGACCCGAAACCUUUUUUGAAAGAGAAGAACACUUCACUCAAACUGAAUCUCUUCGAAGACCCUUGCACUGGAAUGAGGCUUUCUGACCAGUUUUGCUCGACGAUUAAACUCAACAUUGACCGCGCCCAAGCAGAUCUUACCAAAGAAAAGAAGAAAAAUAUCUUCGCGAAAAAUCGUUGGAAUGUUGGCAAACCUGUUAAAAUCGUCAUUCCAAGUCGUAAAAAGAAGAAACAAAAACCGGAGGAUUCUGAUAGUGAGUACGAAGAUUGUGGGGAGAAAACCUUAUGCGAAGCGGUACCAAUCAAAGACCGAGGAUCAAUUAUUGCCCUGGGAAAAGAUGGAGAAAUUCACCGCUUUCCAAAUAUGAUAUUACCCGGCGAGAAUGGAUACGAACUCUUACAGUUUCAUGAUUAA
Oikopleura dioica is the source of this 513-nucleotide messenger RNA. NCBI's taxonomy places the organism in Eukaryota, Metazoa, Chordata, Appendicularia, Copelata, Oikopleuridae. The record is from the annotation of a GenBank genome assembly.